This is a messenger RNA of Fusarium proliferatum ET1, 777 nucleotides long. RefSeq lists its product as uncharacterized. Bases 1 to 777 code for a protein of 258 amino acids. The transcript has a single exon. Lineage: Eukaryota; Fungi; Ascomycota; Sordariomycetes; Hypocreales; Nectriaceae. The record is from RefSeq and is a predicted model, not a curated record.
AUGAAGCCUGUUUUCGCUUUUACAGUCUGCCUCAGCGGCAUUUUGGGUGCUGAAGCUUGGGUUCUUCCUCCUGGCGGUGCACCCAAGGCUGGCUAUGCUCUUCGACCAGAUGACAAGACUGGCAACAAGAACGCUGCCGACACUAAGAUCAAGUUCUCACCCGCUGGUUCUUCUUCUUCCGGUACAAAGUCAAACGCUGUCGUCGCUGGCUUCAUCAACCCCAAGACCGGUGGUACAUCACGCCGUGGCCUUGACAGGCGCGACGACGACGAUGACGCUAGUUACGAUGAUGGUGUUGAAGGUGACCCCGAAGUUACCAUCUUCACUCGCCCAGCCACAAAGAUCGGCACUCUCAAGAAGGGAGAAACCUCUGGCAGCGAUGAUGAGGAGGAGGAUGACACCAAAUACUUCAAGACUAACAACAAGAAGCAAAACGGCAAGAACAAGGACGAGGACAAGAAGAAGGACGAUAAGACCAAGACCAAGAAAGAAGACAGCACCAAGACAAAGACAAGCGAUGAUGCAAAGAAGACCACCAAGACCAAGAAGGAGGACAGCACCAAGACAAAAGCUAGCGAUGAUGCUAAAAAGACUAGCAAGUCGAAGCACUCCGGGGAUGAUGAUGAUAAGAAGACUACCAAGACUACCAAGGUAAAGACUACCAAGACGAAGAGUAGUGAUGAUGCGACCAAGACACCCAAGGUGAAGGAUGAUAAGAAGAAGGGCUCAAAGGAUGACAAGAAGGUUGACGACAAGAAGAAGUCCAAGAGCACAUAA